Syngnathus acus (greater pipefish) is the source of this 6750-nucleotide messenger RNA. It is a transcript of the gene trip11, whose product is annotated as thyroid hormone receptor interactor 11. Bases 280 to 5991 code for a protein of 1903 amino acids. Gene Ontology annotation, molecular function: small GTPase binding. Gene Ontology annotation, biological process: Golgi organization; endoplasmic reticulum to Golgi vesicle-mediated transport. NCBI's taxonomy places the organism in Eukaryota, Metazoa, Chordata, Actinopteri, Syngnathiformes, Syngnathidae. The transcript is spliced from 20 exons. The record is from RefSeq and is a predicted model, not a curated record. Gene Ontology annotation, cellular component: Golgi apparatus.
GCGGAUGUGUCCACGUCACAGCUGACAGCCAGCCGGCCCCGUAAUGGCUGCCGGAGCCUAGUUGGCAGUCUAAUGAAGCGAACGCGUAAAAGCUGUUUUCUUAUUAAACUAUCGACUUGAGGAUUUACACCCGCCUAUAUUUUUUUGUAUUAACGGUUCAGCUUCAUGUCCUAGGUCGCUGGCUAAUUGAAGCUAGGCUAAGCUAGCACCCCCCCUUCCUCGGUCGCCCUCACCGAGCUUCUGUUUUGGUUCGACCGUGUUGUUGAGCCACCCCAAAACAUGUCAUCUUGGCUCGGCGGGAUCGGCUCCGGCCUCGGCCAGUCGCUGGGCCAGGUCGGCGGGAGCCUGUCGUCCUUCACUGGUCAGAUCUCAAACUUUACCAAAGAUAUGUUGCUGGAGGGAGUGGAAGAAGUCGGAGACGCUGCCACAGAGCUGCAGUUGUCCAAUUCCAAGCUUGCCGACGUGGAGGCUACCUUGUCCUCUCAGAAAUUUGAGUGUGAAAGGUUGAAAAAGCUCCACGCCGAGCUGGAAGAGAAGCUGGAAGCCGCAGAGAUCCAAAACAAGCAGCAGUCGGCCGAGUACAGGAAGCUUCUGCAACAGAAAGAUGUGGAGAUCAGUCACCUGAAGGCUCGACAAAGCGGGCUCCAGGAAGAGGUCCAGAAUCUUCAGAGCUCUGUCCAGUCCGCUUCUGCUGCUCCCGUGCUGCCCGUCACCCUGGCCUCUUCCAGCGUCGUCACCACGGCGGCCUCCUUCCUUUCCCAGUCGUCUGCGUCCCACCACCAUCACGGUUUCCACGGCGACGACAUGGACCUCAGCGAAGUCAUCUCGUCCCAGCAUGAGAUCAACCGGCUGGCCGCCGAAGUGCUGCGACUGGAGGCGGAGGUGGCGCACUGGAGGCGCAUGUCGCAGGCAUCGACAUCAGCGGCGGCAGGCAACUCCGACCAGAGUGACAUUCUCAAACUUCAAAGAACCGUUAAGGAACUGCGAGACAAGAUAAGCCACGAAGUGGACGAACACCAACACGAGCUCGCCGCCCUGCAGGACGCCCAGCGUCAGAAGAUAUCCGACCUCAGCCGGCGACACCGGGAGGAGCUGGCCGAGUAUGAGGAGAGGAUCGAGGAGCUGGAGGAGCAGCUCCAGAAUGGUCCUUCUCCAGGCUCCUCUCCAACCAGCUCCCCAUCAAACCCCUCCAAAGAGCUAGAACUUCAGACCACUGUCGCUGCCCUGCGCCAGGCCGCCGAGGAGCGGGAGGCACAUCUCUCCGAGCUGUCCGCCGACCUGGAGGAGGCGGAGAGGCUCCGGGCCUCUCUGCAGUCCGAGAGGGACGACGCCCAGGAAGAGAACGCUGCGCUGCUGCAGAACUACGCCCGUCUUCAGGCCUCCGUGGACGAGCUCCAGGGGCGCGUCCGGGAGCAAGAAGGCAAGGCUGUGCAGAAAGCUCAGCUGGAGCAUGAGAUCCAAGUGCUGAGGGACAACCUCGCCACUGCCGAAAAGGAAACGGAGCAGCUAAAAAGUCUGCGUGAGGCAGACCCUGAGGAAGUCGAACAUGCCGAUAUCUUAGAACUGAACACGGUCAUUGGCACAUUAAGAGAAGAGAAGGAGGCCCUGGAGCAGGAAAAGCUCACUAUGCAGCAAAAACUGAGCGCGGCCGAGGAGAAAAUAGACAGCGCGGCUCGACCGGCCGAAACCGAGUCGACGGAAGACCUGAAGGAGGCGCUAGAACGUCUCGAGAGGACUCUGAAGGUCACGCAGGAGGAACGUGACACCCUGCUGACGGAGCUAGAGGAACUCGACCGGCAAAACCAGGAUGCGACGCAGCAUCUGAUCUCGGUGAAAGAGCAGCUGAAGAAGGCCGAGACGGAGCAUAGCGCCACCAAAGACAGGACUAGAUCGCUUGAGCAGGAGCUGGAGGCCCAGAAAGAGAAGACCAGCCAGAGUGCGUUCACGCUCAACGACUUGCACAUGAGCAAGCAGCAGCUAGAGGGCGCUGUCCGGGACCUGAAGGACAAACUGAAACAAGGUCAGGAACGCAACAAGGAGGCUCGCAGAGAAAUGUCAGAGCUGAAGAAGAGCUUGCAGGAAAAAGAGCAGCACUUGUUGGCGGCAAAAGAAGAGCUUAGUCAGACCCAAAGGAGAAAAACAGAUGAUGCCGAGCUGGGGGUGAAGGAGAGAGAACUCUCGGACCUUCGACGAGAGCUGGAGAAAGUGACGUCGAAGGACUUUGAGCUGAAGAUGGAGAACAGUAAGUUGAAAGAGGCUGUGAGGAAAACGGAGGACUCGUUGAAGGAGAACCAGACGGCGACGAGCAGGACGUUGCUGGAGAAGGACACGCGCAUCGAAGCCCUGAAGUUGGAGAAAGAGCAGCUGGAGCGCGAGCUGCAGCGGACCGAGCGCUCGCUUGCGGAAGGGGCCAAACAGUACCAGCGCACCGUCGACGAACUGAGCCGGGCGCACUCCAUGGACGCCUCGGCGUUGCAGAAGGAGCACGAGCGCGCCGUCAAGCUCAACCAGGUGAAGGACACUGAGAUCGCUCAGCUACGCCUGGACGCCGAGCAGAUGGCGGCCGACCACCGCGACACCAACGAGAUGCUCGCCAUCACCGUCGCCGGGCAGAAGCAGCUGACCGACUUGCUCGAGGAGAAAGACGAAUUCGCCGAGACGCUGAAGCGGAACGCGGCGGCCGAGCGGGCCGAGCUGGAGACGAGCGUCGCGGCGGCAAGGAGGGAGGCCGACGCGCUCAGACAGGCGUUGGAGGAGAAGGACAGACAGCUGGCGGGCAUGAAGGAGGACAACAGUCACUUGAAGGAGGAGAUGGACCGCGUGCAGGAUCAGCAGAGCAGAUCUCCGCGCACGCUGGACAUCAUCACUGAGCUGGAGGCCGAGAUCACCCAGCUCAAGUCCUCCAGAGGCGGCCUGGAGGAGGAGAUGCGGGAUCUCCGGCAGAGGCUGGAGGAGCAGCAGGUGUCGCUCCUCAGCUCUCGAAGCGAACUGGAGCGGGCCACGCUCGACUUCGACAGGCUCCUCCAGGCCAGGGACCAGGAGCUGGCCGGACUACGGCGGACCUUGGAGAGUCGAGAUCCCGCCGAGUCGCCCAUGGAACAAGGUGACAUCAUACUGCAGGAAGACAAGACGGUGUCACUGAACCAGGAGAACGGCAACGAGAAGCACGACCUCUCCAAAGUGGAGCUGGAGCGCUUGGUGAAGGGCAUGAAGGAGAAAGAGACGGAAAUCAGCCAGCUGAAUGAGAAGAACCUGUCUCUGACCAGGCAGCUGGACCAGAUGGCGCUGUCUCGUGACGAAGUGGGCAAGCUUUCCCAGGUGAUCUUGCAGAAGGACCUGGAGAUCCAGGCCCUUCACGCUCGAGUCACCAUGGGCGGUGGCGGUCAGGACAUCCUCUUCCUCCAGCAGCAGCUGCAGGCUUACGCUGUGGAGAGGGAGCAGGUCCUCGCCGUGCUCAACGAGAAGACCCGGGAGAACAGCCAGCUCCGCUCCGACUACCACCGCCUCAUGGACAUCGUGUCCGGCAAGGAAGCGGCGCUUCUUAAGCUACAGCAGGAGAACCAGCGGCUCUCCAACGCGGGCGACCCCUCGGGGAGCCAGGAGAUGUUUAAGGAGACUAUUCAGAAUCUGUCGCGCAUCAUCCGGGAGAAGGACAUUGAGAUCGACGCGCUGACGCAAAAGUGCCAGACGCUGGUGACGGUGCUGCAGUCGUCGGGCGGAGACGCCGGCGGGGGCGUGGUCAGCAGCAACCAGUUCGAGGAGCUGCUGAAGGAGCGCGACACGCUCAAGCAGCAGGUGAAGAAGAUGGAGGAGUGGAAGCAGCAGGUGAUCACCACCGUCAAGAACAUGCAGCACGAGUCGGCGCAGCUUCAGGAGGAGCUGAUUAACCUCCAGGCCCGGGUGACCGCCGACGGCGACGCCGGCUCCAAACUCUCGGUGGACUACGCCAGGCUCAUCCAAAGCUAUGAGCACAAGGAGCAGCGGCUGGGGAGCUUGAGUGUGGAGCUGGCCCAGGUCCACCAGACCCUCAGCCAGCUCAGCACCACCAAAGAUCUCCUGCUGGGCCGUCUCGACCACACGGCUCCCGAAAGCGCAGCUCGGUCGAGCGCGGUCGACGCCGCCAGCCAAGACUUGACUUCCCUUCAAGCUCGGCUGGCCGAGCGAGAAAACCUGAUCCGGACCCUCCAGGAGAACAACCACCGACUCUCCUGCUCCGCCUCAACUUCCGAGAGCGACCAGAAGAACCACGCCGCCGAGCUCCAGCAGGUCCGAGCCAGCCUGGAGGCGCUGCAGAGGUCGGUCCGUGACAAGGAUCUGCUCAUCAAGACCAAAGGGGAUCAGCUGACCCGGCUGGGCGAGACGCUGCGCAACCGCGAGAGCGACAACGAGGUGCUGAAGCAGGCCGUCACCAACCUGAAGGAGCGUGCCCUCAUCCUGGAGUUGGACGGCAAAACGCUGAAAGAGGAGAACGAGCGGGUGGCGGCCCGCUCGCGGGAGAAGGAGUCCGAGUUCCGGGCUCUGCAGGAGACCAACAUGCAGGUGUCCAUGCUCCUGCGCGAGCGUGAGUUUGAGCUCAACGCCAUGAGGGACAAAGCCACCACCGUGGAGAAGAUGCUUAAAGACAAAGAACAGGGUAAAUCGAGUGAGCUCAAUCAACUCCUGAACGAAAUCAAGUCCAUGCAGGACAAAGCGGUGGCUUUCCAACAUGAGCGGGACCAGGUGAUGAUGGCGCUCAAGCAGAAGCAAAUGGAGACCACGGCCUUACAAACCGAGCUUCAGCACGUGCGGGACAAAGAGCAGCGUCUCAACCUGGAGCUGGAGAGGUUGCGCAACCACCUGCUGGAGAUCGAGGACUCGUACACGCGGGAGGCUCUUGCCGCCGAGGACCGCGAGACGGAGCUGCGGCGGCGCGUGGCCCUCCUGGACGAGCGGCUGGCCACGUCCUCCAGCGCCGUGGAGAGCGCCAGCCAGCAGGCCAGCAUGCAGGUGGAGUCUCUGCAGGAGCAGCUUAGCGGUGUGCUGAAGCAGCGGGACGACGCCCUCCUGCAGCUCGGGACCUCCCAGGAGCAGGUCAAACAGUAUGCAGUUUCACUCUCCAACCUGCAGAUGGUGCUAGAGCAGUUCCAACAAGAGGAGAAAGCUAUGUACUCGACCGAGCUGGACAAGCUCAGGAAGGAGAAGGAGGAGUGGCGGAAGAAGGCGGACAAGCUGGAAGAUCAAGCGUCUGCCCUUCAGAUGAACCUGGACGAGGCCAACGCAGCUCUGGAUUCGGCGUCCCGCCUCACCGACCAGCUGGACUACAAAGAGGAGCAGAUUGAGGAGCUGAAGCAGCAAGUGGACGUGAGACAAGAAAUGUUGGAGGAGGCCCAGAAGAAACUGAUGAACCUGUUGAACAGCACCGAGGGCAAGAUUGACAAGGCCUUGAUGCGUAACCUGCUUCAAGGUUACUUCCACACGCCCAAGAAAAAGCGAAUGGACGUGCUGAGGCUCAUGGGUAGCGUGCUGGGACUCAGCCCAGAGGACGUGGACAAGAUGCUGGACGAGGACACGGCACGUGGCAUGAGCGGCUGGGUGUCGAGCUGGCUCGGUGGCCGAGGCCCCCAGAGUGUCCCCAACACUCCCCAGAGGCCCACAAGUGGGCAGAGCUUCAACACGUCCUUCUCAGAGAUGUUUGUCAAGUUCCUGGAGAUUGAGUCGACGCCGUCUCUCCCUCCGCCCAAACUUCCCAUCAUGGAUAUCAAGCCUCUGAGGGCUCCGCCCUCCAGAAAAACGCAGACGAGUGGCGCGGCGCCCAGCAAGACCAGCAAUCCCUUCCUGGCUCCACGCUCGGCCGCCGUGCCCUUGCUGGGCACCGGCGCUGCCCACUCCGGCGGGCCGGGCGGGCAUCUGCUGAUGAAGUCCAUCUCGGACACGUUGCCCACCUUCACGCCCGUGCCCGUGUCGGCCGAGGCGAGCGGCGGCGCUGUGCUCAAGGACUUGUUGAAGCAGUGAAGAAGAUGACGUUUGUUCUAUGCAGAAUGAAUCAAAGUGCUUCCUUAUAAAAAUCAGAGACACGAGAGAGAAUUUAGGACUCUUGAAAAGACUUUCGGGGCUGAAUUUAAAAAAAAAAAAAAAAAAGACUGCACAACAGUUGUUAAAACCAAAAUAGCAAUUUUUUUUCUCAAGGCUUUUUCGGAUGCUAGAAAUUCCUCCCCAAAUAAUACUGCUGAGGGAUUAACGACUGCCUGUCGAAUUAAAUUUGGAAAACUGGUUUAUUCGAAUGAACCAGAUUCACAAUCCACCGUGAACGUUUGAAAGGGAAGGAAAGCACCUUUAGGUUUCUUGAAAGGCAUUGUUUCUCAACCCAAGUGACCUUGUGAACAUCUCCACCUCCCCCCCAUUUUUUUUUUUUUUUUAAUGACAGUGAUGUCAAGCAUUAUGUGGCUGCGGUAACCCGCACAGACUACACAACACGCGUCCGACUCAUAAAGGGCGUAUGAAAACAGUGCUACUCUUACACAGUUAAACAUGUUUAUUGGGUGGGAUUGUUUUUUUUUUUAAUUUAUGGGCACUUGUUAUGAAGUGAGACAUCCAAGUGCCUGUUACUUUGUGCAAACAACUUUGCAAAUAAUCAGGAGUGUACAUGCUUGAUAGGAAUAUUUAUAUUUACAGACUCGUUUGUACAUUUAUCUUCAUGUAAAUUCGUGGCAUUUUUAUUGUAAAUUGGAGUAACGAGAAAAAUAAAUAAAUUAAAUAAAAGUUGGUCCGCCC